AUGGCAUGUGCCAGUCCAUGUCCAGAUUCACUGCAAGGUGCCGCUGGAAGCACCUUCGCAAACUUGCUGACUCACCUCCUUGCUGCUCAGUGCUUGAUAAAAGAACCCUGGCCUAAGGAUCACUUGGACAGAGUAGCUGAUGGCGAUUCUUUCGACUUCAUUAUCGUCGGUUCUGGAACAGCUGGAUCUAUAAUUGCGAACAGAUUAACAGAAAUCGAUCAUUGGAAGGUCCUACUCAUAGAAGCAGGUGGUGAUCCACCUAUAGAAUCUAUUAUUCCAAAUUUUUCUGGAGCAACUCAUAAUAGUGUUCACGCUUGGCAGUAUUACACAGAAUUGGAUGAAAGUACAAAUAGAGCAUCAGUAAACGGGACGUCUUUUUGGCCACGUGGUAGAAUGUUAGGCGGCACUGGCUCUAUCAACGGUCUUCUUCAUAUGAAAGGAAGCUCUGGUGAUUAUGAACCCUGGCACCUUCAACCAAACGAUGGCUGGGAUUGGGACACCAUACAAACAUACUUCAAGAAAAGUGAAAAAAUGAUCGACCCGUUCAUACUCAACGAUCCUGAAUUAAGUAAAAAUCAUGGAACGAAGGGAGAUUUCAUUAUAGAUCAGUUGAAUUUCACGCACACUGAAAUCGUCGAUAAACUUACGGCUGCUUAUCAAGAAAUGGGAUUAAAAUAUCUAGAAGAUUUAAAUGGACCAACUCAAAUGGGAUAUGGUAAAAUCCGUGGCAGUAACUACAAGGGCAGACGAGUAAGCACUGCAACAAGCUUCCUUAAUAGUGCUAGAGAUCGCUCAAAUUUAUACAUACUUAAAAAUGCCUUUGUCGAGCAAAUAAUUUUCGAAGAUAUGAAAGCUAUAGGGAUAAAGGUUUCACUUCACAAUGAUCUGAAGGCAACAUACUAUGUAACAAAAGAAGUAAUAGUUAGCGCAGGAUCUGUAAAUACACCGGUGUUACUGAUGUUGUCUGGUAUUGGGCCUAAAUUCCAUUUGGAAGAGUUACAAAUCAAAGUUCUACAAGAUUUACCAGUGGGAGAAAAUCUUCAAGAUCACGUCCGUAUUCCCAUACCAGUAACAUUAAACAGUGGAGCUAAACAAAAAGAUGGUUCAUACUGGUAUAAGGCCGCUGCUCAAUAUUUAUUGGACCAGACCGGGCCGCACGCUACAAAUUAUGACCAGCCAAACAUUAAUGCUUUCCUAUCAGUACCAGAUGGCAAACGGUUACCAGACGUUCAAAUUGAUCAUAAUUAUUUUGUUCCCAAUACAAGUUAUGUUUAUCCAAUGUGCAGAAACAUUAUGUCGUUUAAUGAUGAAAUAUGCAAACAGUUUUCAAAAAUGAACGCGGAAAGCGAAAUGAUCAUAUUUUUUGUGGCACUCUGUAGGCCUCAUUCCAAAGGAAAAAUAUUGCUUCGAUCGAAGAUACCUACAGAUCACCCGAAGAUUUAUUCAAAAUAUUUCAGCGACCCCAGAGACAUGACUACGUUCGUCAAAAGCUUGAAACGAGUAACAGAUAUUGUACAAACUGUUUCGCUUAAAGCGGUAAAAGCGGAAUUGCAAAGAAUAUUUUACGAAGAUUGCGAUGAAUUUGAAUUUAAAAGUGAUGAGUACUGGGAAUGCAUGGCAAGAACUGUGACGUAUAACGUGUAUCAUCCAGUAGGGACAGCUAAAAUGGGAGCCAAGGAAGAUAAAAGCACUGUAGUUGAUAGUAAAUUGAGAGUUUUAGGUGUUAGCGGAUUGCGAGUAGUCGAUGCAAGUGUAAUGCCAACAAUUCCUAGUGUUAAUACAAACGCAGCUACUAUGAUGAUUGCUGAGAGGGCUUCUGAUUUCAUUAAAGAGGAUUAUGUAGUGUCUUUUAGUAAGGAUGAACUAUGAAAUCUUGUGAAGUUAUGAAUA
Zerene cesonia (dogface butterfly) is the source of this 1890-nucleotide messenger RNA. RefSeq names its product glucose dehydrogenase [FAD, quinone]-like. The transcript has 3 exons. The record is from RefSeq and is a predicted model, not a curated record. Lineage: Eukaryota; Metazoa; Arthropoda; Insecta; Lepidoptera; Pieridae. Gene Ontology annotation, molecular function: flavin adenine dinucleotide binding; ecdysone oxidase activity. The coding region runs from base 1 to 1869 and encodes 622 amino acids.